Vitrella brassicaformis is the source of this 1010-nucleotide messenger RNA. Lineage: Eukaryota; Vitrellaceae. The record is from the annotation of a GenBank genome assembly.
GCUGAAACCGCUGCUGCGGCCUCUUCUGCGCAUUCGGCCUCUCAGUGGCGGAUGCAUUCCUUCCCGCGCAGCCGCACAUCACUACUCACCAUGUGCAGCAUCAUGCCAGCCGCCGCCUCGCCGUUGUCAGAGCUGCCACUGGCAGUGGCGACAAGAAGACACUCGAGAGGGUCCUGAUUCGGCAAGGCGAUGAGUCAGAUCUGUCCAAGAUCCGCCUCGUGUUGGCUUCACAACUCAUGAAGUGAGCGGAUGACAGAGCACAAAGGCUGCGUGACGUCUGCUGUAUAGAAUGAAUGUGUUUGUACUGUGCAGUCCUUUGUUCUUGCAGGCUGAGAGGUUUGUGUGUGCCGAGAUGGAUGGGCGGCUGAUUGGCUUUGGUCAGGUACGGCCGCUGGAUGGCGGCGGGGGCUCUUUCGAGGUGGCAUCGCUGUUGGUCGAUGAAGCGGAGAGGGGCAAAGGUACGCCAUGAGGCCAUGCAGCAUGAGCCGUGUGUGAAUGCUGCUGCGUGUGUGUCAUUCACUCACUCACUCGGUCAGGCAUCGGCAGCGCCAUCGUGAGGCGUCUGUUGGAGCGGCAUGGCACCAAAGGCACUCUGUAUCUACUCACAUUAUCCAAGACGACGCCAUUCUGGUAUGUGCUUGCUCGAUCACAGAGGACAACAAAACGCACGAGUGGCUUGUUAUGUGUGUCUGAUUCGGCAAGGGAGCGAUUUGGUUUUCGCUUGGUGGGGUCAGACCAGGACACCUCUCUGCCGGCACUUCUUCGGUUGGAGCGAAGUGCUGGGACUCUCGUGGCUGGCGGACUGCUGGGGCAGACAGUGGUGGUCAUGACAAAGGAUGAGUAGGUGGAAGAGACAGUGAGUGAGCAAUGGUCAGAUGCUUGUCGUGGGGGCUUAUGUGACGUGUGACUCAUUCACCUACGGUCGUGUUCUGGCGAGAUGUACGACACGGAAGGGGCGGGAUGGGACGUGUCGCAUGUUGUGUCGCAUGUCGUGUGUGUGUGGCCUGGCC